This is a messenger RNA of Cryptomeria japonica (Japanese cedar), 1125 nucleotides long. RefSeq lists its product as uncharacterized. NCBI's taxonomy places the organism in Eukaryota, Viridiplantae, Streptophyta, Pinopsida, Cupressales, Cupressaceae. Bases 344 to 817 code for a protein of 157 amino acids. The record is from RefSeq and is a predicted model, not a curated record. The transcript is spliced from 5 exons.
GGAAAUUAAUGACAUUUAUAACAAAUUCAUUUUACUGAACAGUUGCAGCUACACGAAUUUUGACGCGUAGGUACUCUACCAAAGAUGGCUAUGCUGCGUCACACUUACAGCGGGGAGUUUCUCUCCGUAGAAAAUUCGAGCUUCAUCAACGAUUUUACAGUUCUGUAAUAGUAUUUUGAAAACAAAACUGGGGAUGAGCAGUUACUGGAGACUACUCUGCAUUUGCAGGAGGUCUGCUGCGAGCUUUUAAUUGAAGAAUUCGGUAAAUGCUGUCAAUUUUGGUGAGAGGGAACUGAAUUUGCAGCAGAGAGCAGAAACAGCUUUUGAGGUUUGCUGAAUAUACAUGAGCGUUAAGCAACGAAGGCAAAGAGGCUGUAACUACAAAAAGCGUGCAGAGUUAGCCGAGCUUGUGUACUUGGCAGUGGAUGAUUCCGGUGCAUUCUAUAAGAUAACUGCAAUGACAAUGUUUUCGUGGUUGUGGAUUGUUAUGCUUGCAGCUCUAUUUGUCUGUUGCCCUGUCAAAGGUGCAACUUCUGCUUCUAGUACAGAAGAAUCGGUAACAGACAAUGCAGACAAUCAGACCGAGUGGACAAUGCACUCUGAUUUAUCGCAAGUUGCACCCCAGUUUUUCAACGAAACAAGAAGAAAGCUUGGCAGUUUCCAAAUCUGUGCUCCCUGUACCUGUUGUGGAGGUCCAAAGCAUUUGUGUCUUCCCUCCCCUUGCUGCUACGCUAUCAACUGUAACAUACCCAAUAGGCCAUUUGGGUUCUGCUCGUUUACCCCAAAAGCUUGUAAUUGUUUCGGAUGCCAUUUCUGAGAGGCUUUAUGAUAUUGAAUAACUCUGCAUAUUCAUGUGAGCAGGCUCUUAAGAAGCUAGCCACAAAGAAUGUAUGCUUUUAGUCCUUGGUGAUUUAUUAUAGGGUUUAGGGUCAAGCUGAUUGUUAGGGUAUCAGUAUUUGUUUUUUAAAUUAGUUUGGCAUUAUUUGUAAUGAUCUAUUUAUAUAAGCUCCUGUGAGGAAAUCCUAUACUGGAGACAAGCUGGAUGACAGAAUGAAGAUAAGUAAGCUAUCUACAUAUCUGUUUUUGGAAUCCAUUAUCCUACUGUUAUAAACGUAAUUGUUGUUA